AUGACAGGUCUAAUUGAUAAUUAUGGAGUCUUAGAAUUAAAUGAAACCAAAUAUUUCACAGUUGAAUCCAAUUGGAACUUAGAAGUUUAGUUUUUUUCAUUUCAAGGCCCAAUCAAAUUUGCCAGAGUUGAUUAGGAUGGAAAUUUUAUAGAACUAAAACCUUUGCCUGGAACAUAUUUGUUUACUGACUUGGUGAUUAGUAAUCCUAGAAUAUAGAUAAAGUAUGCUUGUUAUGGAUCAGAAGGUGGAGCCACAUUUCCUCAAUAUAGAUUUUCAGAAAGACACUUUUAUGGUGUAUCAUCAUUUCUGAUUACAGCUGAGAAGGAUCAGCACUUGACUUCAAUUAUGACUUAUAAGAAUUCAUCAGUCUAAUAUAGACUUGAAAAUGAGUACUUAAUUCUUGAAAUCCCUAUGAUUGUCAGGAGAAAUGGAACAUUUAUCUUAGGGGAAAGCUUCCUUGUUAAUAUUGGUCAUGAAAAAGAUAAGGAGCUACUUAAAUUGGGCUAUUAUGCGAUAGAAAUAGAGGACAAGCUUCAGAAUUUUAAGCAAUCUCGGUAUAAUACGAUGACUUUCCUAAACUAUUACACUACUGUGUAUAUUAAAAUUAAUCCUAACGAUAAUUAUAACUAUUUUGCAGUGAUUUGUGAGAGUUCUAAUCUUCCUCUUGGGGGAUCUACUUUUGUCAUGAAUUAUCCUGCUUCUGAUUACAAAAGAUUUGUUCCAAUUUUGAUUACCUUCAUCUUAGUAUUGUUGAUUACAGCAUAUCGAUGGCGCCUGACUAAAUCAAAACAAAAUUGGAAGUAGGAGGAAGGGAAGGAAAAGUUAUCAUAAUCAUAUUAGUAAUUUAAUUGA
This is a messenger RNA of Paramecium tetraurelia, 852 nucleotides long. RefSeq lists its product as uncharacterized. The record is from RefSeq and is a predicted model, not a curated record. Lineage: Eukaryota; Ciliophora; Oligohymenophorea; Peniculida; Parameciidae. The transcript is spliced from 2 exons.